UGGGGUUACAUGGGGUCGGCACCGGCGGAGGUGGUUGGGGGGAGGCAGGCGGCGGGGACGUGCCGGGCAGAGCGGAGGUCCGGGCCACCGGGGUCCUGCGUCGGGGCGUGACGGCCAUCCCGGAAGGCGGAGCCCAGUUACAAGAUUUAUUAGAAGAUACAGCCCUUCAGCUUCUGGCUUCUUUGAAAGAAUGAAAUGCUCUGGAUGUGCAUAAGCUGACAUUUUAGUACUUCGACUUCAUUAGUUUGGAGAGGAGCUGAAGAUGACCUCUAGUUAUCAAAAUGCCUAUCUGAACUGGAAAGAGUUUUCAUCUGCAGUUUUGGUGGAAAACUGUUUCUUUUCCUCUCAUUAAUGUUGUAUCUGCAAGGGAGUCAUGUUGACCUUCACCUCAGGAACACUCUGACACUGGGCUGACAAGAGGACGCUUGUGAUCCUCAAUUGGAUGCUGACCUAGUAGAACAGAACUGGCACACCAAGUGCCUUGUUCAGUGAUCUCUCUGAGAAAAUAGCCCCCAGUGGUUCUGAGGGGCUUUAAGACAAGAAGAAACUGAUCCUUAUCUCGGGAUAUCUUCUAAGUUAGAGACCCUGGACAUAGGGUCUGUGUAACUGGAAAAGAGAAAAUCCCUGGUGGACCUAUGGGAGUGACUCUCGGACAUCAUUGGAAGAGCUUCCACCAAGCUGGCCUUCAGUAUGGGGCAGAAGUGAAUGUUUCUCCAUGUUUGAGUCUGGCCCCAGCUCUCUGAAGAAGAGGUGCACUGGGCCUGUUGGAACUCAGUCACAUCUGAGGGUCGGACUCUAGCGAAAGCAAGUCAUAGAACUCACCCAGACCCAGUGGAUGGAGGAAUCAACUUACUGCCUGCCUCUUAAUGCAAGAUCUACCAUGUCACAUUGAAAGAGCAAGAACAGAGGGAGAAAACUUUGUGCUCAUUUUCACGGUCUACUGAAUUAUCCUGUCUCUUCCUUGCAAGCUUUUCUGGCUGCAGGCUUUUGCUGUUCCAACCAAUCCUGCUUCCUGCUGUCACAUUCAUUUUCCUUAAAUACUUUUCAUAUUACAUCCCUGUUCAAAAACACCUAGAGUCUUCCUUUUUUCCCCACCUUGCCAGCUAUAAACUCUUCUGCCUAGCGUCAGAGGUCUCCUUAAACUAGCCUGACUCUAAAAGCAGAGCAUAUAGUACCGGGAGAAAACAACCAGCAGCAAUCAAGGGAGGCUUGGGCACUAGGUCCCGCUUGGUCAGACUAGCUUUUAACUUCUCUGGGCUUCCUAUUCUCCAUCUAUAAAAUGAGGGAGUUUGGAUUAAAUCUGAAAGGUAUUUUUCAGAAUCAAGAUUCAGGCUGAGUGUACCUACACCAGUUUAUUUCCAUUCACUCCCUAAAUAAACUUUCAACCCUAUUAAGACCUAGUUUCUUGUUUUCCUACUGGACAUCCACACUUGGGUUGCUCUUUGUGCUUUCAUUCCCUGCAUUUUCUCAAUCCAGAAUUGCCCUUUGCUUUCUGUACUGUUUGCUUUAAAUUCUGCCUGUCCCUUGUCUUUGUUAAUCUCUGCCAUUCAACUUGACACUUUAUUAUCUCUUACAUUAUUCAGUAUCUCAGUUGGUAGUCUUAUUGACCAGCUUAUAAACUCAUCGAAACUGUAUCUUAUACAUCAACUCAGGACAUCAUAGGUGUCAAGCAAAUAUAUGUAGAUUAAUCCUAAAUUUCCAUCCUAGAAAUUUAGAAAAUUGGAACUGGUUGAUAACUUUUAAAACAAGGAGGAUAAAACUGCUGGAGCAGAGAUGGUGAUGGUGGUGUAGGUGUUUUGAGGCUUUUAUCCUGUUCUUCUGUAACCUGUCACCAUGACCCUGACAAAAGGUUCCUUCACCUACUCCAGUGGGGAGGAAUACCGUGGCGAGUGGAAGGAGGGCCGCAGACAUGGUUUUGGUCAACUGAUGUUUGCAGACGGUGGCACCUACCUGGGUCAUUUUGAGAAUGGGCUCUUUAAUGGCUUCGGGGUACUGACCUUCUCGGAUGGGUCAAGGUAUGAGGGGGAGUUUGCCCAGGGAAAAUUUAAUGGUGUUGGAGUCUUCAUUCGACAUGACAACAUGACCUUUGAGGGGGAAUUUAAAAAUGGCAGAGUAGAUGGUUUUGGCCUGCUGACUUUCCCUGACGGUUCUCAUGGAAUACCCCGCAAUGAAGGUCUGUUUGAGAACAACAAGCUGCUGCGGCAUGAGAAGUGUUCCGUGGUCGUUCAGCGGGCUCAGAGCGCAUCCAAGUCAGCCAGAAAUCUCACUGCGUGACAGGGGCUUUGUGCGCCAGCUGACAAGUACUGGGUGAAGCAAAUAUCCCGUUAUUCUCUUGAGGUAAACAAACGAACCAGAUGUGAGAGGCGCUGAGAAUGACUGUGGAGCAGAAGCCUGGAGAUGUGCCCCAUCAGCUGCCGGUCAGGGAUUCGAUCGCAGGGAGGUGCUGAGGAUUCCAGCCCUGGGCCGGGAGCAGUUGUUGCUGUUCAGUCUUUCCCCUUCCUGUGUGUUGAUACUCUGUUGCUGAUGCCUCGGGUACCCGCUGCAGACCCGCUGCUGCCUUCUACUUCAUUUUCUGCCAAGGGAUGCAGAGUGUCUUCAUUCGGCCUAUAUUUGGGGCAGGUGAUCCUUCCUCCUAAUUAGGGCCAGGGCUUUGUGCUACCCUAGAGAAACAAGGAAAAAGGGGUGGUGUAGACAGUACAGCAGUUGUGUGAAUGUCAAGGCCAGAACUUUCCUGUACAUUAUCUCCUUGUUCGCUGCUGGUUGGCGUCAUGGCUCCAGGUCGUCCACUUUGUCCAACCAGACUUGUGUUUGUGUCUGUGUAUUCCCCCUGUGAAGGAUUCAACAAGAGUGCUAUUUCCCUCUACUUUGACUUUAUAAGCUGCCUUCCUUACCUGAGUUCCAGCAGCUACUUUGUGCCCCAUUUGUGCCUCUUUCCUUACUUAGACAUGGGACAGGAUUCCUUUUUGUGAUAGUCAAGAAAGAAACAGAUGUAAACAGUCAUAUUAUAAGUUAUAUUUAUUACUUACUCCAGGGCAAAGGGCAGACAUCUCUGGGCCACUUCAAGCCCUACCACAGACUAAUUCAGUCUUUAGGGAUGGCUUGGGCUGACACGGCUCCUUCUCAGUGGACCAGUAGGUCAGGCCACCUCAACCCCUUGGGAUCUGGGUAGAAUUGGACCUAUUGUAGGACUGCAGUGAACUGAAAGAGCAUUUGGCUCCUUGCAUGUGGCUCACCAUAAUCUUCUACCAUGAGCUUGGCCAUCAGCCCUGGGGAUCAGAUCUUGACUUAUAACAUCACAGAUGCAUCCAGUUACCCUGUGACCCAGCACAUCCCACCCCACCCCCAGCCUCUUGCCUCACACUGAAUGUCUCCUUAACAGCAGACUGUGGUGGAAAUUAUAUCUGUGUGCCUCUAUUUAUUCUCUGAAUUGUACUGUAGAAACAGGUGUUGAUGAGGAAUAAACAAAUCACCAGAACUGCUUAUCCUGAGUUUUCUUGAUUUCCUUGCUCCAUGUUCUCAUGAAUGUUAACCCAUUUGCUCUUUCUAAAAGCUAGUUGUAGAUGGGGCUUGGAACUGACACUGCCCACCUUACUUCAUAAUAUCUAAUAUUUGCAAGAUAGGAGCUUUUUUUUGCAACCAGAGAGCCUCAGGUUGCCCAGACUAGGAAGCAGCAGAGCUGGGUGGGAUCUGUACCCGAGUCUUUCUGAUUCCCAAGCACUUCACACUGUGUUCUCUCACCCUGAGCACUCCUAAGUCCUGAGACCAGCUAGUGUCACACCUAUAGGGUUAUCUCGGGCAAGUCAUCUCCUGCCUGGGUUUCCCUUUCUCUGCAACAAGUCGAGUAAUACUUCCCUGACUGAGUGAACACCUGACACUCACCUGCCCUCCUACCCCCUUCACAUGCAGGAUCUAAUAAAGCUCUGAGAAGAGAGUACUAUUAUUAUCCUCAUAUUAACAGAUGAACUCAGGCAGUUCAGUAGCUUCCCAAGGUCCCACAGACACUAAAGGGCAGAGCUAAGACAUAACCCAGGCCUAUUUAAACCCAGAGGCUGAGCACUUCACCAGUACACUAGCCUCCAAAGCCCAAACUUUUUGUACCAUCCCUAAACCUGAUUCUCCUCUGAGCUCACAUCCUACCUGUGAGAAUAGCCCAGGUGCUAAGCCCCAAGCUUCAGGGCCAUUCAGAUGCCCAGUUUCAGCUGAAGAUUGAGACCUUUUGUAUUCUCUCCUAAUCAUGGACCUGGUUACCUUUCUUUUUAGUCAGAGUAAUGAAAAAAUAUAUAUAUCUCAGGCUUUCUGCUACUAGUCAGACAUCACUGAAUAAGGCUAAAAUUUUUUUAGAAAUCAGCCUUUUUGAUUAAUGUACAAAGCAUUUCCAAAUAUCCCAGUUGGACCUUUUGCCUCUCCCACUCAACACUUCAAUAAACCUUGUCCUAAACCGCCAUUAAUCUGAUACCUAUGUUUGCUCAGUGUUAGGGACUCUCUCAGCCAGGAGAAUAC
Messenger RNA from Manis javanica (Malayan pangolin), 4500 nucleotides. The record is from RefSeq and is a predicted model, not a curated record. Lineage: Eukaryota; Metazoa; Chordata; Mammalia; Pholidota; Manidae.